Thlaspi arvense is the source of this 517-nucleotide messenger RNA. The record is from the annotation of a GenBank genome assembly. Lineage: Eukaryota; Viridiplantae; Streptophyta; Magnoliopsida; Brassicales; Brassicaceae.
CACAUAAACAUCACACUACACAGUCAUUGAAAAUAAAAAAAAUAAAAAAAUAAAAUUACUUUUCCUUUCUUUUUUUCCCAACACGGUAGCUUUGUUUUGCUGUAAUAUCAGUAUAUCAUCAUGGCCAAGUUAUCUUGUUCUUAUUUCCUUGUACUCAUGCUUGUGUUCUCAGCUUGUUUAAUGGUUGAAAGAACUGAGGGAAAGCGAUGUCAUAUAACCGUUGACCAACAAAUGUUUUGUGAAAGUAGCUAUUGCAUGCAAACCUGUUACUCAGGAUAUAACGGCGUUGGAAAAUGUUUUGACGAUCCUAAAGUUGCUGGAUCCUCUAAUUGUGGUUGCACCUAUAAUUGCUAGAGAACGAUUCUUAAAACAUUUGUGAUAUAAUAAUUAAAUCUACGGACUUUUUUUUUUAAUCAGAAUAAAAAUUCCAGAGUUCUCCAUAUAUAUGGAGAUUCUAAUCACUAUAUUACUAUUUAUCAAUUAUUCUUAUUGCCAAAAAUAAUUAAAUGAAUCAUUU